UUUACUCCAAUCAUCUAUCAAAUGAGGGCGGUCGUACCUGAUUUAAAAUUUUCUCUCAACAUUAGUUGACAACCACAACAACUUAAUCGCUUGGCCAAUUAUCUCAAUAAAACCACUGAAAUUAUGUGUGCGAAGAAAUGGUAGGAACAUUGUGUAUUUUUGGCAAUAAAUGUUUGCAGUGACCUACAGGCUACAAAGUGCUAUUUUAAAGAUUGUACAGUACUAUAUUUUUGUAUCAAGAUUUAAGAAAUAUAUUUGAAGUAGUUAAACUGGAAAUCUUUAGUAAAUUGUCACCAUGGCUCUUCCAACAAUGCCUGCAUACUGGACGCAACGCUACAAGAAUAUCCAGGAGCGCAACAUGGUUUCACGGCGGCAAAACGAAGCUGAUUUUCGAGACAAAUGGGAUAACAAUGCAAAGUAUUUCCAAAAAAGGGGUGUAGAGGCAGUCAAACAAAGUGGAUGGAUGUCAGAAAGGUCUUUCCAAUCAAGUAUGGAUACAUACAGAUCACGAAAUGCCAGCGAAGAGAAGGCACAGAAACUGCAAGCUCGAAGGGAACGGCUCAAGAUUCUACUCCAAGAUGAAAAGGAUGAGUUGGAAGCUGAAUUAAGAGGGCUGUCCACAGGAAACUACAUGCGGUUAUCAGAUAUGAAAGACAGAACAAAUGAAAUUAAAAGUAAACGUGAAAGAGAACGCCAACAGAUUGCAGAUGAAAAAAUGUAUGAGCAUUGGAAAAAGAAUAAUCCAGAUUUAAGAAAACUUGAAUCAAAUAUGCAUAAGAAACAUGUUAUUCAAAGGUGGGGAGAACAAAUCCAGGAAACGACAGAUAGGAGGACUACAGCGAGAGAACAAGAAAGGAAAGAUGAUUAUAGAUUAGAGAUGGAACGGUUGGCAGCCAUAGAGAAGGACCAUCAGGCACAGGAGGCCAGGUUACAGGAGGAGAAGAUACGAGCAAGUGAACUGAAAGAGCAGAUGAUGGAGUUGAAGCAACGCGAGUUUGAAGCUGAAAAACUGAAGAACGAAGAAGCAGCGUUAAUGCAGGAGCAAUGGGAGUUAGAGAAAUUGGAGGAAGAGCGAUAUAAACUUGAAGAACAGCGUAAACAGACACAGCUUGGUCAGUUUCUGUCUCGUCAAUACAAGGCUCAACUGAGACGAAAAUCACAAGAAGUUCAAAAAGCAUUAGAAAUGGACAGAAAAAUUUUGGAAGCUUUAGCAGAGAAAGAGGAGGAGGACAAAGGAUUGCAGAGUGCACGGCGUGAGAAGGCACAAGCAGAUGCAGCGUGGAUGAGACAAGUUGUUGACGAGCAAAUACAACUGGAGAAAGCCAGAGAGGCUGAGCUUGACAUGCUUUAUAGGGAAGAAGCCCAGAGGCAGUGGAACAAGAGAGAAGCUGAAUGGGAACGAGAAAGGUUGGCUAGGGAACGACUCAUGUCAGAGGUCUUAGCUGGACGGCUGACACAGGUUAAGAGUAAGAUAGAGGAGAACCAACGAAGACAAGAAGAAUCUCUCCAGCAAAGAGAAGAUUUACUACGUGAGCUUGAGGUUGCUCAACAGAUGACGGCACGAGAUAAGGCCGCAACUGCACGACAGAAGCAGCAAACGCAUCGUGAGAUCCAAGACCAAAUCUCCGAAAAGAAUGAGAGAGUUCAGAAAGCUAUUAGGCGAGAACUGCAAGAGAAGCAAAUGGAAGAAGAAGCUGAACGUGGGUAUGAAGAAAUGCUUCGUCAAGAAGCCUCAAGAAUGUCAUUGCAUGGAUAUGAACCACAGUCACAUCCUAGGACACGACGGUCAGCAUGGGAUUGAGAUUUACAGUAAAAAAUCUAGACCAGAUGGUGCAAUUAGUCAUUGAUUUUAGCAAUGUCUUGGUUACUUCCAACUUGAUUAACUUGGUCAAUUUUGUUAACUAUGUCAACUUGGUCAAUUUACUUAACUUGGUCAACUUGCUUAACUUAGUUAACUUGGUAAACUUAAUUAAUUGGUCAACUUGCUUAACUUAAUUAACUUGUUUAGCUUGAUUUUAUGGAUACUCAGGAUAGAUGUGUGAAAUAUCCCAUACCCAAGCAAAUGUUCAUUCUAACCAGCCUCCAUUUAACCACUAUUUAGUAAACUUUUAGUUUACUAAUAACUGUAGCCUGCCCUCUACGCUGAUUUUGUGUAUUUUGAAACUAGAAGAAAAUGUGUGUAAUCAAUUUAAAUAAUAGAGGUGGUUUGGCGCAGCGAGAAAAGUUUGGUUUCCCAACCCUCGAAGUUGGAGUUUUAAUUCCCAGCUGUACAUUUUGCUUGUAUCCUUGAGCAAGGCACUUUGCCUGCAUUUCUUCUCUCUACCCAGUAGUAUAAAUAGGUACCUGGUGGGGUUAAAUGCUCCUGCGCCAAUUACCAGCAGCAACACUUAAGCAUGUGGAUCCAAUGACCAGGGAAAAAGAAGCGCUUUGUAUCUGCAAAGAAAAGGCGCUAUAUAAAUGAUAUACAAUAAUAACGAUUUUAUUGAAAAUAUUACAGUAGUCCAUAAUAGUGAAAGUCUGAAUGUGCUACAUAAGGUACUAUUGUAUAUCAUCUAUCCAGAAUGCAGUGUGCUUCAUUAAGUACAGAUUGUAGUAUUUUUUAACUGAAUCUUAAGCUUUGCCCAGGCUACCAAAUUUUUUCAACAAAAAAAACCUGUUGUAAGCCCAUAUAUAGUCAUGAUGUGAUGUCAUCAUGACCAUAUUAAGGCAUGUCACAUGUUUUUGUCAAAUAUAAAUUGAUAGUCAAGACAGGGCUGUAGAACAUGUUUAAUGUUUUUCAUUACUUAUCCUACAGUCUAACUUUAGGUUACCUAGAACCCGGACGUUUGUUGGAAAGUGUUUGUAGAGUUCAUCCGUGGUUUUAAGUCAUUUUUAGAUCAUUAUUUUUUAAAGAUAAUUUAAUUGUAAUAUAAAGCUGAAUGUUGAUAGGGCUAUUUCUAGAGUUUAUAAACGAUUGUUAUGCACUCUGUAUAUUAUGUGUUUUUAUAUUUGCCUGAGAAAUAGUAAUUCAAGUUUCACACUGAAUAUUAAACAUGAUCUUAUCUUGUCUCUUCAUUCCAGCGUCUUUUGUAUGUACACUAGAUUUAAAUUUGAUAGUUUCAAUUUAAGUAAAGUUCAUACUGAAGAAAUUAUGUAUCAAAUUUUAGAAAAGUCUCAUUAUUUGAAAUAUGAGACUACAACCAAAUUUGUAUUGUGUGUCCUAAUGAUAUACAGUAUUAAUUAAUUGAUUGUAUUUUUACAAGUUUACAAAUGUAUGUAGUAUAUAUGAACUCAAAGGCAAAAUAACAUUUUGGAAAA
Anneissia japonica is the source of this 3297-nucleotide messenger RNA. RefSeq names its product trichoplein keratin filament-binding protein-like. The transcript has 11 exons. NCBI's taxonomy places the organism in Eukaryota, Metazoa, Echinodermata, Crinoidea, Comatulida, Comatulidae. The record is from RefSeq and is a predicted model, not a curated record. Bases 296 to 1801 code for a protein of 501 amino acids. Gene Ontology annotation, cellular component: keratin filament. Gene Ontology annotation, biological process: apoptotic process.